AUUAAGGACAAAACGCUCAAAAUAUAUACAGCAGUACUAAGUGGCAGAUCAAUGUGUGCUACAUCGUACUUAACACACGCGAAGUGCAGUGAAGUGGUUUCGACUAGAAUAAGUGAAAAUGCCGAGAGAUACGAAUUUAUGUGGCGUAGUGUUAUUGGUGGUGCUGCAGAGCCUGAUUAAAACUAGCGAGGAAAUCGUGGAAGCAAGUAUAAUACAAGUCUGGUCAGCACCGGGUGCUGAAACCCGCCUGCCAUGCGAUUUAGCUGCUUCAGUCCACGAAGUUGCCAUGACAAUGUGGUUCAAAGAUGGAGACAGGAUGCCCAUAUAUACUGUCGACUUCAGAAACGGUCCGCCAGUUCACUGGGCGAUAGCUGGCGAGUUCGGAACCAGGACGCACUUCGUAUUGAACGAGUCAGAUCCUUCAUCAGCUCACCUUGCUGUGGACAAGGUGGCGCGUUAUGAUGAGGGCAUAUACCGGUGCCGCGUCGACUAUAUCGACUCUCCUACCAGGAAUUACAGAGUCAACCUUACUGUAAUUGUUCCACCGGAUUCCCCGAGAAUAUACGACUCCGAAGGACGGGAGAUCCUGGGGUCCAUCGCUGGGCCAUUCCGGGAGGGACAAGAUCUUCUCCUAUCAUGCCAAGCUUCUGGAGGUAAACCAGCUCCAGACGUCUCUUGGCACCGUGGUGAGGAGCGUCUAGCGAUAACAAAGGCGGGCUCCGUCUGUCAGAUACACUUGCCCGCUCUGUCCCGCGAAAUGGCUGGAACAAGACUGCAGUGCAGGGUCGAACCGCCAUUGCUGCAACCGCAGAUUAGAGACGUCACUCUUAGGUUAUAUUUGAAACCUCAGUUCAUUCGUGUGACGGGCGGUGGUCCGACUCGGUCGGGCCACGAGCGCUCGUUCGUUUGCACCACGCGGGGUUCCAAGCCCGCUCCGAAUAUAGACUGGUUCAUCAACUCACAGCGCAUGGACUCUUCUAUGACUCAAGUGGAAGUAGAUGGUGAAGUCACCAGGAGUGUUUUGACGUGGCGUGUAAGAAGAGAGGACAGCGGACGCCAACUUGCCUGCCGAGUCUCCAACCCUUGGUUUCCAGCGUACACCUUGGAGGAUUCUUUGACCUUGGAAGUUCUGUAUCCACCAGCUGCCCAGAUCUCUCUAAUAGAGCCAAAAGAACCUCGAUUGCUGAGAGAAGAUGAAAAUGCGGAGCUGCUGUGCUCCGCUGAUGCAUCACCACCUUCUUACAACUUCACAUUUUACAGAGGAACUGAGAACCAUCUAAUCCGAGAUGAUCCAGUCGGAGGAAUAGCGGUGGAAGGCAACAAGCUGGUGCUCAGAGGACUUCGGAGGCACCACUCCUCAAGAUACAGGUGCCGGGCGUGGAACUCUGAGGGCAGUGGACUGAGUGAACCACUCACUUUGAAUAUUCUUUCACGUCCAGAAUGUUCUGCCGGGAGCGUGGUGCAACAGAUAGCGGGGGCUCCGGGCAGGGAGGUCAGGGCAAGAUGCUCUGUAUCAGCACCGUCCUCUAGAGACGCUGGGCCGUUGAGGUUUUACUGGACUUAUAAUGGAACUAAAGAUGUUUUACCUAUACCACCAUCCAAUGUAACAAUAAUGGGCGCUACGAGUUCCGUGAUCCACGGCUUGUCCUCACCGGAUGGAGAUGACGACUUAGGCUGGCUGGCCUGCUGGGCGAGCAACGACAUUGGCAACCAGCGAGAGCCUUGCUUGUUCAGGAUAAUGCCCGCAGCACUACCUGAGCCUCCAAGCAACUGCGAAAUAGAAGACGAGUUUUUACGCUGCGACCCUGGCCAUGACGGUGGGCUGCCGCAGCGGUUCAUUCUCGAGGCGCUGGAGGUACGCCAACAAGAACCCGUGUUGGGCGAUGAGUCUACUAUGAACGAUCAGGGUAUUUCUGGAAGGGGUCUCUCGGAAGCAAUAUACAGAGCUAGCAACGACGUUAUCCCUCAGUUUCCCCUGGACGCACUUUCUCCGGGAAGAUAUACUUUUCUGGUUUACUCAGAAACUCCUCGCGGAAGAUCCCAGCAUCCAGCUGCUCUGCAUAGCAUACCUAUUCGGACUAGCGAUGAUUUGGAUGUACCAGGUUCACUCCAAACCAUGACACCAAUGCCACCUCAGCCACCGUCCAGUGAUAAUGGAGUGGCUCUUUUAGUAGGAGCUUCAUUAUCAUUAGUUCUGCUGACUAUAUUGACCACUCUGUGCGUAACUCUCGUGGUGGCGUGCAAGAAGAGACAACGUCCACAGAGAGAUCCAGAACAAAAUACGAUAUUGCGUCGUAGCGUCGGUGUAUCUAUGUACAGCGGUUCGUCAAUAUCACCAAGCAUAGUACCAACUGUCGUCGUGAGGGGUCACAGAGGAUCAAGAGUGCUGGCUGCACGAUGGUCGGGAGUACUUGACGACACACCACUCGCUGUGCUGGCUUUAGAUACAAGACCUCAUGCUGAUACAGACUCCGGUCACAGCGAUGGUGAACUAAUACAAGAAACUGAUCUGACAGGACAUGAUGAUAUGGAAACGCAAACUGAGUAGUAUAUAGACACACUAGUGAUCAUGAAAAUACAUUACAAAUUGGAUAUGAAUAAAUAACUUAUAGCAUUUGUAACCAAAGAUAUAUGCGCUUACCUAAUUUCACGCUAACCGUAUUGAUAUGAUUUGAUGUGAAC
Pararge aegeria (speckled wood butterfly) is the source of this 2682-nucleotide messenger RNA. RefSeq names its product nephrin-like. The record is from RefSeq and is a predicted model, not a curated record. The coding region runs from base 119 to 2548 and encodes 809 amino acids. The transcript is spliced from 16 exons. NCBI's taxonomy places the organism in Eukaryota, Metazoa, Arthropoda, Insecta, Lepidoptera, Nymphalidae.